Molecule: messenger RNA, 432 nt
Organism: Mycena indigotica
Lineage: Eukaryota; Fungi; Basidiomycota; Agaricomycetes; Agaricales; Mycenaceae
Product: NAD(P)-binding protein
Exons: 3
Coding region: 1-432 (143 amino acids)
Source: RefSeq, a predicted model, not a curated record
AUGGCUGCCCCGUCUCUCCUGCGUCUCCAGCAAACCUUCCUUUCAUCCCCUUCCUUUGCUGUGGUCGGGGCUUCUAAGGAUACAACCAAAUAUGGUACCAGGGUCCUCAACUGGUACAAGGCACGCGAUCUGCCUAUUCAGCCCAUUCAUCCUCGCGAAGCCGAGCUUGAGGGCUACAAGACCAUUGCGUCUAUUACAGAGCUCCCAGACCCGACGAAGACGUCGAUCAGCAUCAUAACCCCCCCCACCUGUACGCUCUCUCUUUCUCCAAUCGCCCUAGCUUACGGUUUACUUUCAGCUCUGUGGCUCCAACCCGGGGCAGCGGACGAGGCAGUUACCGAGUGGAUCAAGGAGAAAGGUAUGGAAGAUCGCGUCAUAUUCGGGGGGCCAUGUAUUCUUGUCGAGGGCGAUGGCGUGCGUGCGUUGUUGUAA